CCACCCUUUACUGCACUGCGCAUGCACCUAAUAGAUUCUCCUCGUGUUAUCCUCUUUCUUUCUUUCUUGAAUUAGAGAAAAUGUCUCAUAGAAAGUUUUCUGCUCCAAGGCACGGUUCUUUGGGUUUCCUCCCUAGAAAGAGAUGCAAGAGGCACCGUGGGAAAGUCAAGAGCUUCCCAAAGGACGAUCCCAGCAAGCCCUGUCACCUUACAGCCUACAUGGGCUACAAGGCAGGAAUGACCCACACUGUACGUGAAGUGAACCGCCCCGGAUCAAAGAGUCAUAAGAAUGAAGUGGUAGAGGCUGUCACUAUUAUCGAGACUCCUCCCAUGGUCUGUGUGGGUGUGGUUGGAUACAUUGAGACUCCUCGUGGCUUAAGGCAAUUAAAGACGAUUUUUGCUCAGCACAUCACUGAGGACUGCAAGCGUCGCUUCUACAAGAACUGGUAUCGUUCUAAGAAAACCGCGUACACAAAAGCAGCCAAACGCUGGGCAGACGAGGCUGGGAAAGAGGCCAUUAAGCAAGACUUUGAGAAGAUGAAGAAGUACUGCAAGAUAAUCCGUGUCCUUUGUCACACCCAGUUGAGUAAGAUUAAGAGUCUGAAGCAAAAGAAGUCACAUUUAAUGGAGAUACAAGUUAAUGGUGGAACAAUUGCUGAUAAAGUUGAAUGGGCUAAGGAACAUUUAGAGAAGGAGAUCCCAGUAAGUGAUGUAUUCGAACAGAACGAGGUCCUUGAUGUGAUUGGAGUUACAAAAGGAAAAGGAUUUAAAGGUGUCACGUCUCGUUGGCAUACAAAGAAGCUUCCUCGUAAGACUCACAAGGGACUGAGGAAGGUUGCUUGCAUUGGGGCGUGGCAUCCCAGUCGUGUGCAGUACUCUGUGGCUCGUGCUGGACAGAAAGGAUACCAUCACAGGACAGAAAUGAAUAAGAAGAUUUAUAGGAUUGGGAGCGCAACAGAAGAAAAUAAUGGAGGGACCAAGUCUGAUUUGACUAAGAAGAGAAUCACUCCAAUGGGAGGUUUUCCACAUUAUGGAGUGGUCAAUAAUGAUUUCUUGAUGGUCAAAGGUUGUGUGAUGGGACCCAAGAAACGUGUCAUUACACUUAGGAAGUCUCUCUUGGUCAACUUUAAGAGGAAGGAUAGGGAAGAAAUUGAUUUGAAGUUUAUCGAUACUUCUUCUAAAUUUGGUCAUGGUCGCUUCCAGACUGCACAAGAAAAAGCAAACUUCAUGGGUAAGCUUAAGAAGGAUAUAGAGAGGGAAAAAGAAGGCCUUGCUGCAGCUGCUGAUUAAAAGACUUUGAUUAAUUACUUAAUUGAUUCGUUUUUCUUGUAUAAAGAAUCGAUCUAUUUGAAAGUGAUCAGAAUCUUAAUAAAAUUAAAAAUAAUCAAA
Messenger RNA from Amphimedon queenslandica, 1388 nucleotides. RefSeq names its product 60S ribosomal protein L3-like. Gene Ontology annotation, biological process: translation. The transcript is spliced from 10 exons. The record is from RefSeq and is a predicted model, not a curated record. Bases 81 to 1289 code for a protein of 402 amino acids. Gene Ontology annotation, molecular function: structural constituent of ribosome; RNA binding. Lineage: Eukaryota; Metazoa; Porifera; Demospongiae; Haplosclerida; Niphatidae. Gene Ontology annotation, cellular component: cytosolic large ribosomal subunit; ribosome.